UGAACGAGUCCGGUGAAUAUCCAGACGUUUGUCUCACUUCAGGCUCGUCUCAUAGUGGAUCUUUGUGUGUCUCACUUGUUGGUCGGGCCCAAAAAAGAAAUCAUCGCGCGGAUAUACACUCCCACCUGGCACUCUACUGCCUAUAGUUAACCGGCGAUCGGCGUCAGUCACGGGAACGACCCAUCCAACAUUUUACUAUUCGUGUUUAUUUAAUUAUCAAUUGAUCAAUUUUUCAUUUCGGGGAAAACUUUGAGGAAAUUUUAUUUUAUUUAACUUUUAUUUUUCAACUUUGAGGUAUUCCUCGUGUUUUUGAAGCUGUUCGGGUUGACUUGGGGGCAAUUAAUUGACAUGUUCGAGUGAGCUCGAGGUGAAGUGAAGUGUCUUUGAAGGAAUUGGAUUCUUCUGACGUGAGUCUCGGAUAAGGGGUUUUGACGGAGUUAUUCUUUCAAAACGCUCUUUUGUGGAGUGCGUGGGGGCUUUGUUGGGGGGAAAGAAUGGUGUUUUGAAAGCACGUGGGGGACAUCGAUGGAAUCUGGUGAUUUUUUUUUUAUAUGAGAUUGGUGGUCGUUAACCUCGGGGUUCAAGGAGCUCUGGACGAGACGGAGAUAAUAGAUUUUGUCAGCAGGAGUGACAAUUACCCAGGUGUCCAAACAAUACCUGGACCACAAUACAGAAUGCCACCCCUGUAUGGCGAAGAACAAACCAACCAGAAUCAGCAGCCGAGUUUACAAACCCACAGCAAUAAAUUCCCGAUCGAGCGCGAAGUGGUGAUUUCCUCAACCGACAAGAACACGAAAAUUCCAAUUCUACACGAGUACAAACGAACAACCGGAAGAGUGGCCAUUGCUCCGGAUGCACCGGUGAAACAACAGGCGUGGGUCCAGGAGGGUAAUCAAGCGCAAGAGAGGCAAGAAGGUCAUGCUCGAAACUUUCAGCCCCCAGAAAUCCACUCGUCGACAUCGACAGGAGCUGUGCCCCGCACACCAAAACCCGAAGAGGACCGCACUAAAUCCCUCAGUAAGACUUAUCACACAAUCAAGGACAUGAUCUCAAGCCGCUUUGGUCCUUCUCGAAAGGACACCGACCCCGAUCCCGAAGUGAGUCUCAAUAAUGUCACAGAGGAGCUGCGUAAAUCCUCCCAUAAUAUCGACGAGGAUGAUUCCAAGAAGAAGGAAAUAGCUUAUAGCAAACCCAGAGCGGAUCCACCACCGAUAAACAUUCAGCAUUACCCUAAAAAUACUUAUCAGCAGUAUGGUCAUCCUUAUUACCAAAGUACCCAGCAAAAUGUUGCAAGUCAACUGCAAUCAGCUCCCCAAAUUCAGCCUAGCCUUCCAGGUCAGAGUGCGCAGCUUCACGUAACUCAUCUAACCCCUCCAGCAGGUGUUCAAACGGUGCAUCAAACCCAAGUCUCAGCUUACAAUCAGCCAGUACCCCCCAGAGGCGAUUACGUGGUGCAAGGGCCAAGCGGGCACCCGAUACAUCAACACCAAAACAUACCCCUAGGCAAACACGGUCUCCCGAUGCAGCCCGUGUCUUCCAAUUCGACUUACCAAAGCCCCCAGCAACUCCUCCACCAGUCCCAAUUGCACCAGAACUCGAGAUUCAACCAGCAACACGUCCAGAACAUGCAUCAACGUCAGUUAAUCCAACAGAUGCAACAGCAACAGCAGCAACUGGUUGUCGGCCAACAGAGUCCCAGAACCAAUAUGAGGACUCAGCAGCAGUUUCCGUCAGGUGUCUCCUACCAGCAGUACCAACAAGCCAGACAAACAAUAUCUCGAUCCCAAAUCGAUCUACCGAGCACAUCACGACAGGGUCUAGACGUGCGAAUCGGUGGACAAGAAGUGUAUUACCACUACAAUCAGAACAGACCACGAUUUCCAGGUACUCCACAGGUGUAUAUGAAACCAGAUAACGACGUCGAGUUCCAGAGGCAGAGCUCGACCAGAUGCAUUGAGAAGGCAACGUCACAGCCUCAGCUGUGUUACGAUGAUGAGAGAAAUUUGGACAGAAGACUCGAUAAGAAUGAGGAGAGCAAGAGCAAUGAUGGACUGCUCAGUGAGAAGUACGAGAUCACCGUUGAGGACAGGUGUCAGGAGUUCACCAGAAGUGACAGUCAACGGAACGACGAAUUCCGACCUGAAACGAGUUUUGGUAAUCGUAAGGAUGACGCACGCACCUCGAAGAAGGAGUCCGACGUGAGUCAUGGUGAGGAGGUGACUAAGGAUUCGGCUGUUCAGAAAAAAAUUGCUGAAAUUCAGAGGAGGGGGGAGAGCAAGGAUUGCAGUGAGACUGAUAAUUCAAGGGGUGGGGCUAAGAAUGGGGGACAGGUGAAUGAGGCUGCCAAGAGAAUUGAGGAGAGCAACCGUAGACUUGAGAUGAGCUAUCAGGGAAAGGAGGGGAUCAGGGAGGGUGGGAGGAAGGAGGAAAUGGACCACAGUAUGGCGAGACUUAAAAUUCAGAACCAGGGCUCUGGGUCGGAUUAUGACAAAGCUGGACAGAGCUCGAGUAAUGUUGACUCGGGACGGGGAUCUGCGGUUUACUCCAGCGGACGGAGGCCACCCCCGGAGGAUCAGAGUCAUCCGCAAGGUCAAGACUCGGAAUGGGUUGACAUCGUGGAAUCCGAGCUGCGUAGUAUCCUAGAGCCAAGAGAUGUACCAGCGAUGGCCCACUCCACUCUCUCGGAGAGUGUUUCCUCUGUGACGCCUCCAUUGCCGCCACUCUCCCCUCAUGGGAGUCCACGUACACCCAGGAAUCGAUAUUCAACAAGUUUACCUUAUGGAAGCAAACCGAAUUAUGGGGAUUAUGGGAAAGGCCAGGAGAAGAGGAACUUUCAAGGAAGUACCAAGCACCGGGGUGCGUCAACUUCAAAAAAAGAUGCUCCUAAAAAAUUUACGCACUUAUUUGGUGUUGAAGCUGGGGAUUUGACAUCAACAACAACAGGACUCGACCUGGAUUCAAUGUUGGAUAGAAGUGACUCUGAUCUGAGUACAAAUGACGCAAGAACAAUUCGAAAACAACUGGAGGGUCUCGAGAACAUGUACAGCGAGGUGUUAAAAUUAUUGGGAGGAAGCGUGAAGAAACGAAGAAAAGCGAGAGGAUUAACGAGUUAUGGGUCAGUGUCUUCCCUUCCUACGUCUUCGGUAUCCUCGAGGCCAGUUGCAAGGCAUCAUGAUAAACGAAGAGCCCACGUAAUUGACGACAGGAUGAAAAAAGCUAAAGACAUUAAAAGCAUUAACAAACGCUUUCAACGUCUCGAGUCACACGUAGUAACUCUGGCCCGAUCAGUUGCCCAUCUCUCUUCAGAGAUGAGAACCCAGCAUCUGAUGACAGGAGAUGGAGAAUAUCAGAGGUGAAAUAUCAGCAUUGAGGACACAGACCAGUAUGGCUAUGGUCAGAUCACAGUCUCAGCCUCUGCUCAAGGAUUCGGAAUUGCCUGCGCUGUCGAAUCCCUCGAGAGUCAAGAAACUCACGAAAUUCUUCGGUACUGAGCCACCGCUUAUCAGAUUGUUUCUCCGAGAACUCGGAUAUGAGAAAUACGCAGCGGCAUUUGAAAAAGAAAAAGUGGGAAUGGUAGAGCUGCCUUAUUUGAGUGAGGAGAGACUCCAGAAGAUGGGGAUACCCCUGGGGCCGAGAUUGAGAAUCCUCCAGGAAGCGAGAAUAUCUGUCUGUAAAGAUCCAAUUUACGUCGUUUGAACGCACGACGUUAUAUUCUCGUUAAUUAAUAGGAUAAAAGGAUGAAGAAGCCAUCGCACAUGAAAUCUACUGUUGUGUGGAUAAAAUUCUCCUUCGAAUGGCGAGGGCGAGUGUACUCGAUGGGAAUACGAAAAUCAAUAUUCUGAAUAUCUUAAUCCUAAAGCGAUUUAUUCCCACGAUGAAAUUUUCUAAAUCGAGGAAAAUAUCAGACACUUUCUUAUUUCACUUCAACUCACUGUAAUUCGAUAAAAUCUCAGUAUUAAUCGAGAGAUCGUCAUGAGAAUUUUAUUCCCCUGAUUAUUAUCUCCUCGACUGAAACUUCUGUUCGUCUUUUUAAUUUGUUGCGCUUUCUCAAUGACUGGAACGUACUAAUUCAAAUUCAAUUUCUGGGAUUAAUUGUUUUAAAUGAAAUAAUCUCUCGAUAAAAACCAUUUGAAUUUAAAAGUCAUUUAAAAAAUUGACAAUUCGAGAGAAUUGUACAUGUUCAAUUACAAAAUAGAUAAAAAUUGAAAAAUCGAUUGAUCUGUCGAGCCGAUUGGAUCGAGGGAUUGCGCUAAAAUCGAUUAUUCUUUGAUUAGAAAAUUAAUUAUCGAGUUCAUUAUCAUUUUUCAAAUAUCGGAAAUGACUCACUGGAAUUAUCAAUUAGUCGCGAAAUUGACAAUCAUAGUGUGGGGAAUCAUUGACCCGAGGGGAAUGGGUGCUUUUUUUUUUGUCAACUGUUAAUGGACACGUGAUGUUGUCUGAUGACUCACGAGGGCAAACGAUGGGGAGGGGAAUUAUGGAUCAAUGGGUCAAGUUUGCCAAAGAGUUACCGAAUGGUUUUUUCUAUAUAUUUUUUAUUUCCUCCUGUAUCAGUACUUCACAUUUGUUAUUCAAAUCGGAUAAUUAAAAUUUCGAGAGCGUUCAGGUACCAAAGAAAUGACGAUUGGUAUUCCGAGUGCCAACAAAGUGCUUCCGGAUUUAUAUUCGAUUAUUCGAUUAUUAAUAUGCGAUUAUUGUCUAUUUAAUCGAUAAUUCGAGUUAUUUAAGAUGGAAUUAAUUUUAUGUACAGUUGUUUCACUAGAUAUUAAAUGCGAUCUAGGAAUUAUUUACUGAUUAGACUCAUUAUUUUAUUAUCAUUA
This is a messenger RNA of Fopius arisanus, 4817 nucleotides long. RefSeq lists its product as uncharacterized. Lineage: Eukaryota; Metazoa; Arthropoda; Insecta; Hymenoptera; Braconidae. The record is from RefSeq and is a predicted model, not a curated record.